Messenger RNA from Cephus cinctus (wheat stem sawfly), 1760 nucleotides. It is a transcript of the gene eIF3m, whose product is annotated as eukaryotic translation initiation factor 3 subunit M. The record is from RefSeq and is a predicted model, not a curated record. Lineage: Eukaryota; Metazoa; Arthropoda; Insecta; Hymenoptera; Cephidae. The transcript is spliced from 6 exons. Gene Ontology annotation, biological process: cytoplasmic translational initiation. Gene Ontology annotation, molecular function: translation initiation factor activity. The coding region runs from base 111 to 1286 and encodes 391 amino acids. Gene Ontology annotation, cellular component: eukaryotic translation initiation factor 3 complex; cytoplasm.
UACAACCUGACGUUCAACGAGGAUCUUCAGACUAAUUGUAAGCUAUUUUCAUACGGUUCCUCUUUGCUGGCAGGGUUGCGCUACGUCGAAACGUGGUAAAAUCUAUCAAGAUGCAGGUUCCAGCUGUUUUUAUGGAUUUACCCCUGGAGGAUCAGGCACAGGAAUUAAGGGUGUACUUCAAAAGUCUUGGUGCUGAAAUAAGCGAGGAAAAAUCUCCUCGGGGCAUCGAAGAUGAUUUGCAUAAAAUUAUAGGAGUAUGCGACGUAUGUUUUAAAGAAGGAAACGAAAGUGAAAUCGAAACAGUACUCAAUGAUAUUGUUUCCAUCAUGGUUGUUAUCCCCAUUGAACGUGCAGGAAACUUAAUUUUGGCUUUCUGUGAAAAACUAACAAAGGCUCCAGGGCUCAAGCUCGGUCUCGUGUGUUUAAAAGCAUUGUGGUUACUUUUUCAGUCUCUUGACGAAGUGUCCCCUAUGAGGUACCACGUUUACUACCACCUGGUGCAAAUCGCUCGCAAUGUUGACCAAGUAAAAGCAGUUUAUGGUGGUGUGGAUCAAUUGAAACAGCAGUUUGCACCCUGCCCACCUUCCAACGAACAAAUGCAGAAGCUACUUCGCUUAUUGCACGAAGUAUUACUUAAUUCUAAACAAGGAGAACAGGCAGCAGCAGUUAUGGUGGAACUCUUAGGAACGUAUACGGCCGAAAAUGCAUCCGCUGCUAGAGAAGAUGCCCAGCGUUGCAUUCUGGCCGCUCUUGCAGAUCCCAAUACCUUUCUCCUAGAUCCGUUAUUGGCACUAAAGCCAGUACUGUUCUUGCAAGGAGAGCUCAUACACGAUCUUCUUCUUGUGUUUGUGCAAGAAAAGCUCACUGCAUAUUUACAGUUCUAUAAAGAUCACAAAGAAUUCGUAGAGAGUACUCUGGGGCUUAAUCACGAGCAGAAUAUGAAAAAGAUGCGCCUUUUGACAUUUAUGCAGCUGGCUGAGACAAAUCCAGAAAUGUCUUUCGACACAAUUCAAUCAGAGCUACAAAUUGAGGAAGAUGAAGUGGAGAGUUUCAUUAUCGAUGUAUUAAAAACAAAACUCGUGCGUGCUCGUAUGGACCAAGCAGGACGCAAAGUCCUCAUCUCGAGUACCAUGCACAGAACAUUUGGAAGACCACAGUGGAUGCAACUUCGAGACUUACUUGCCUCAUGGAAAACAAACCUCAGCGGAGUACAAGAUGGCAUGAAAACUGUGGCAGCUGCACAACUAGAACUCGCUGCCAAAAAUAAAGCAACAACAGCCCAUUAAUUUAGAAUCAUACUUUCUGUCGUUGUGGAAACCCUAUGUGUAAUCAUGUGGAAUCGAAAUUCCUUAAUUGAAAACAAGUUAUCAUAAAGUCACAUUCCAACUGACUUUCCAUAAUCUUAACUAUGAAUGUACCAUUUGUCAGUGACUAUUAGCUAAUUCUUAUUUUCGGUUAUUAAUAAAAAGAGGGUCGUUGUUCUAACACAUCUCGGAGAUACUGUAUUCAUAAAUUUUAUUAAAUUGAAGAUUCGACAUGAUCACACAUAGAAUUAUUUCUCCGUUAUCCAACUAUGCGAAAUCUAUCAUGUUAAAAUGUAACAGUCGCUCGGAAUUAGUAUCGUAAGUUUUUACAACUUUUAUUAACUGUAUUUCCAUCUUAUGCUAGAAUCAUCACUUCUGGUUCAUUGUUACGUUUUUACGUGAUUACAUCGACAGUUACGAUAUGUCUCUGUGAGACAAAUAUAUUUGUAAACACUA